AUGGACGCCAAUAGGAAGCGCGUGUUGGAGCUCGCCGAACAGGGCGACUGGGAUGAGGUACAGCAGCUUGUUGCGCAGAACCCGGUACUGGCCCAGGCGCAGGAUGACUUUGGCAUGUUGCCGCUGCAUUGGGCCUGCACGGAGCCGUCGGUCAGCCUCGACGUCAUUUCAGCACUUGUGCAAGCUUUCCCAGCCGCCUGCGGGCUGGAGAACCUCUCAGACAUGCUGCCAUUGCACGUCGCAAUCAAAGCCAAGGCGCCGGGCAUGCUGAUCAGCACGCUGCUGGACGUGAACCCGCAGGCGGCACUUGCCAAGGACGGCAGCGGCCACUACCCUGUGGACUUAGCCAUCUCCAGCAACCUACCGAGCUUCACCAUCGACCUCAUCCGAAAGGCCGGCGCGCGCGCGCUUCAGUCUAGCUCCAAGAUGCGGGCGGCGUCGUCCAUGGAUGACCUCACGAGCAGCGACCACAACCAGAGUGAGGACGACGAAGACAUCCCGAUGCUAAUGAAGACCCAGUCCAUGCUGACCUCAUCAAGGUCGCUAUGCCGCGACCUCUCCACGGCUUCUCUCACCAUGGACCCCGUGGACUCGAACACCAUUUCCUUGCAGCUCAAGGAACUACUUUCCCAACUGCACCAGCUGAGUGUAGACAUUCGCGUGAACAACACGUCGCCAUCAAGCUCCACGACGUACUGCAGCUCACUUUCUAGCGCUUUCUCCUCCAGCGGCCAUGUCGGCACGGAAGGAUUGACGUCGGUUCUAUGGAACCCAAGUGACCGGUUCGGCAUCAUCCUGGAGCCUGCCGUCAAGGAGAUGGGUGCCAGGAUAAAGGGCUUCUCGUCUCGUAGUGACGUGUUGGGUGUGGAGUCGCUAGCUGAGGGCGACGUGCUGGUGAACAUUAACGGCGCGUCAGUGGCGAAUGCAGCGUUCGCGUCAAUCAUGCGCUUUUUGAAGCAUUCCAAAGGCACGUGCAAACUGCGCUUCCGGAGCGCCGUCGACGCAAUUACGGCCAGCAAAUGCAGCACCGGCAGCAAUCCUGCCGCAGAGCAGGACAACGCCAUGUACUCCAAAGUGGCGGAGAUGCUGGAGACCACUCUGAAGAAAGUCUCGGCCGUCGAGGAAACAGUACGUCUGAGCUCAGCCAUGUCGCUCUGCACGUAA
This is a messenger RNA of Phytophthora nicotianae INRA-310, 1164 nucleotides long. RefSeq lists its product as hypothetical. Lineage: Eukaryota; Oomycota; Peronosporomycetes; Peronosporales; Peronosporaceae. The record is from RefSeq and is a predicted model, not a curated record. The transcript has a single exon. Gene Ontology annotation, cellular component: cytoplasm. Gene Ontology annotation, biological process: actin filament bundle assembly. Gene Ontology annotation, molecular function: actin filament binding. The coding region runs from base 1 to 1164 and encodes 387 amino acids.